This is a messenger RNA of Symbiodinium necroappetens, 1159 nucleotides long. The record is from the annotation of a GenBank genome assembly. Lineage: Eukaryota; Dinophyceae; Suessiales; Symbiodiniaceae.
GAUGCUUUCCAUGCUUGACCCUUUCACGAUUGCCGCUGCCAGCAUACUGAGCCAUCGCGUGCGCACAUGGUGUGUUUCGAAGGAUGGAUUGCUGAAGGUCCCUUACCUGAUUCUGAAUUAUGCGGCUUCGCAUGCAGACAUGCGUGUCAUCCACGCACUGCCGGCCAUUGAGAAGGCAGAGUUGGUUGAGUUUGAGCUUUGGAAUAAUGGAUGUGACAACGUCUGGGGCAACGAGGAAAUCCAUCUGCGGGAAACGGAUGAGCCUACAAGUCAUGAGCAUUUCAGCGUGUGUUUGGGCUGGCUCUUUGGUGCCUUUCCGAAGCUCCGACGGGUGGCCAUCAUCGGAUUGCGAAACAGGCUCCAGCUGGCACCUUUGCUGAGAAGCUUCCGUCGCUGCCCCGCCCUUGAGGAGCUUUCCCUGCAAGAUGCAGACUUCGAAGACGUGGCAAUGUGCGCAGCCUUCGAGGUGGUGCAGGCACUACCUGCCUUCCGAGGUCUUUGCAUCCUCCAUCUUGCAGUCAGGCCGGCUUUCGAUGGUGGCGAUAUUGAUCCGGAGUCCCAGACGCUGACAGCCCUUGCUGCAUGCUCUGUGUCUCUCCCAUCGCUGCACACGCUUUGCUUGUGCGUGAGCUCGCGGGAAGCCGCACGGCCAGGCUUCGUCACGGCGUUGCAGAGAUGUAUCGAUGUCUUUCCCCUGCGCCAGCUCAGUUUAGCUGGAGACAGGCUGGUGGCUUGCUCGGCUCGCCACGAGUCGGCGGAGCUGUGUGUGAACGGCUGCCUCAGCCUUGAGCAAGUGAGAGCUCGCGAUGCAGUCUUUGCAGAGCAUGUGGAGCUUGGGCUGACUUGGAGGGUUAUCUCCAGGGAGGUUGCCGAUGCCUUCCCGGGUGUGCUUCAACUCGUGCAGGCGGCACAGAAUGCGACCCUCCAGAAGUCCGAAAGUGAAAUCCAACUCCUUCGCCGCAUCUUCUCUCUUGCAAGGGGCCAUGCAUCGCCGGACUUCCAGAGCAUUCGCAAGGUGGCCUUGUCUUCGAAGCCGCCUUGCAGCGAGUGCUUUCCUGCACUCUACAGCUUCGCCUUGCGUCAGACUCGUGCUCUGGGACUUGGGUUCUGGGAAGUGCUUUCGCAGGACUUCAAGAGAGGCUUUAAAGGGCCAACCUAG